Messenger RNA from Motacilla alba alba, 2557 nucleotides. Its product is annotated as proline-rich protein 2-like. The record is from RefSeq and is a predicted model, not a curated record. The transcript has 3 exons. Bases 1 to 1458 code for a protein of 485 amino acids. Lineage: Eukaryota; Metazoa; Chordata; Aves; Passeriformes; Motacillidae.
AUGCAGCCGAGUUCCUACCACCGGCAUGCCGCCCGGCCCUUUAAGCCGGACCCGACGACGGGCGGGAGGCACCGACCCCGGGACGGGCCUGCUCGCUGCCCGCCGGGGCUCGUGCUGGCAGUGCCGGGCGUUGCGGGAAACUUUGGCGGCGGGGAGGGCACCGUGUUCCGGCCGUCCCGGGGAAGCUCGUCCCUCCCGUCGGCUGUGCACGGGACGCAAAGUCCCGGUGGGGAGAGCGGAGGCUCCGCCGCAUCAACCCCUUCAGGCGGCGGCGGCGGCGGCAGCGCUCAGCCGGGAACAGGGAGGGCGGGAUGGGGCUACCCCCGCCUCCCAGCGCCGCAGCCGCCGCAGUCCGCAGCCAGCAGGGGAAGAGCUGCUCCUGGCACUCGCACGGCCCCGGCCCCCGGCGGUGAGAAGCGGCCCCCGGGCGUCCGGGAACCCGCCCCGAGGCAUCCGCGGGAGGCGCGGCGCCUCGGGCAGCGCGGAGGGGAGCGGCGCCGCCGCCGCACGUGCGCCCAGGCAGAGGCAGCGCCAAGCGCGGCCGGGCGAGCGUCCGGCCAAGGCGCGGCACCGGCACCGCCGCGGGGCUCGGGAGAAUCACCACAACUCAGAGUACCCCCCUGCUUCUCCCCUCCCCGCAACCCCCCCGCUGACAGCACCGACACCGACACCGACACGGGGGUCCGCCGCCGCGAGCCCCCUUCCUGCCCCGCCCCGGGACCGCCCCCCCGCGCCCCGCCCCGCCCCGCCCCGCCCCGGCGCUGGGGACGCGGCGGCGCUCACGUCGGCCCGGGAGCUGCGCCGCGCUGCACCGCUGGGCGGCGCUGUCCGAGCCCGCGCUGCGAUGAUCCGCGCCGGGCUGGGCUGGGCCGGGCCGGGCCGGGCCGGGCGGGGAGCGGGACCCGGUGGGUCUGCGGUCACAGGCAAGAGGCUGGGGUUCGCAGGGGAAGCCUGGAGUCCUCAGGGGAGGGUUCCGUGUUCUCAGUGAAGGGGCUGGGGUCCAUACGGGAGUGUCUCGAGUCCGCACGAAACGGGCUCGGUGUCCGCUUGGAGGGGUCCGAGCCUGCGAGCCCGCAGGGAGGGGACGAAGCGCCCCGUGCCCUUCUGACUGCUCUCGGGCAGGAACGGGCGGGUGUGCCAUCGGUCCCGGGGAAUGAAGGCCCUUCGUGCCGGGAGAGGAAAGGCUGUGGUUGCGGGGUCGCAAGCGGUGGUCAGCGAAUUGAGGGGGAGGCUCUGCUGACUCCGCUGCGGGGUGCAGGGGCGGGUGGUAAUAACACCAGCUCGGGACAGCGGGGAGCCACGGCGUGGCAUCCUCCGAGGGAUGGGUGCUGGGCAUGGCACAAGGCAGAUCCUGGUAACGAAGGAUCCAAGGCGAGGGGGCCGAUUGUGGUUGUAAGCUUGUCGAGAGCUUCAGUGUACUUUAAUGAGAUUUUGUUUUCAGUGAAAUUCGUAACAUAACAUAGCGAGCUGAAGAUUGGGCAUGUGUUACAAUGAGCUGUAUCUGAACCACACGUCCCCACCGCAUGGAAGCCCUGUUCAACAUCCCUUCCUGAGCAGGAGACAAGAGUUGAGAGGCAAUAAGUAAGAGCUCAAGUCUCUGCAGGACACACAGCUUUGCAAUGGUUUUUGUGUAUGUGCAUUUACUUCCUCUAUAAAAACUUUGUGAGAGAUUAAUCAAGACCCUGAAGAGUAAGAGUAUAAACUUUUUCUUGAGACAGCAAAAAGCCCCUCAUCAUCUCCUGCCAAAAAGUAAACUAUACUUCCACAGAAGAAACAGAUACACUUUUGGGCAAGACUGGUGGUGAAGGUGUAGAACUUUCUUGUUGCGUGAGGUUGGUUGUUGGAGACAGGGACAACACAAACUCUCAGAGAUCCAUGUGACAACAGCGAUGGUUUGUUAUGGAAGAUUCCUUAUAUAGGGGGUUUGAAACUCCAGGGUUUAAGCAGCUGAUUGCUUGGGAUCUCUCUCCACCCAGAUCUCUGGCCAGUGGUGCAUCAUCGUCUAGGCUUGAGCAGGGUUGGCUGAGGGUCCCCUGUAAAGGUUUGAAUCCAACCUAUCCAGGGACUUGUUUAUCUGUUUUCUGGAAUGAACCAGGCUAGCUGAAUUGGAUUUGUGUUACAGCUACAUUUACCUUGUCCAGCUACAGACCACCUGUAGCUGUGACAGUGCUGUGACACUUUCUCAGUUUCUGUACAGUAAUCUCUGAAGAAGUUGCCAAAAAUAAGAAAAUGCUUGAAUCUGGGGGAUAUAGUGCAGCUGUAGCUGUUUGGGUACUAUGGACUUUGUCAAAGUACUAUGGCCUAUAGCAACUCUCUAUUCCUUCAAAUUAUUUUAAUUCCUUUUUAAAGUGUUCUGAAAUGCUUCUGUUUGGAUAGGGGGCAGAAACAUCAUUACACUUCCCCCCAAAGUCAGCUCUGCUUCUUGCACCAGAGUGAGGCAUCUAUUAGAAGAAGAAAACCCCCACUCUGCAAUAACUACUAAUGUCAAUGUUUAAACACUCUUCUCUUAGCACGUACAUUAAGUCCUCACGGACAUAAAUUAAAUAUAUAAACCCAU